Aethalodelphis obliquidens (Pacific white-sided dolphin) is the source of this 3174-nucleotide messenger RNA. RefSeq names its product RAB19, member RAS oncogene family (gene RAB19). NCBI's taxonomy places the organism in Eukaryota, Metazoa, Chordata, Mammalia, Artiodactyla, Delphinidae. The transcript has 4 exons. Gene Ontology annotation, molecular function: GTPase activity; GTP binding. The coding region runs from base 1071 to 1997 and encodes 308 amino acids. The record is from RefSeq and is a predicted model, not a curated record.
GGGCAAAAAAAUAAAUAAAAUAAAAAUUUUUUAAAAACACAAUAAAGCACGGUAUGCAGCAGCAGUAUUUGGCAGUGUCUUUUGUCUUCUUGCUCUACCUGCCAACAUUGGAUUUAGCCUCCCCAAAAGAGAGGUUCCUGAAAGUGAUGUGUAAAUGGAAUUUGGGGUAAGAUAAAUCAUCAUUUACAGGUUUUCUGGAGAAAUGUUCUUGAGUAGUGAAUAAAUUGUCCUCUAUUUCAGUGCUAGGCCUCAAUCCACAGUAAGAAAUACAUCUUACAUCACCCCCAGCACACACGUGCCUGUUCACAACUGAUCCAAACAGCUCGUGCAAAAAUACCCUUACUCCAUGGAAUGCAUUCUGAAUUGGUUUCCUAAUCUUUUCUGUAAAAACGCUGGUUACAACCCCCUAAAUUUGACUUCAUGACUCAUUAACGGGUCUCGGCCCACAGUUUUAAAACACUACACCAGUUUAAUAUUUUAUCGAUCGGGAUGUUUCUGUUUUGCAUGUUGUGCCUAUAGCUUCACUGCCUGCUCAGCACAUUCCACAGAGUGGAGCUGAUCUGGUCCCCAUGCUAGAAGCAGUGACUCUUCCAGACUCUGUGGGGAAAAAAUAAAAAGGAAAAUUCACCUCAGCUCCAUGCUUCUCCUGCCAGCACCAGGGACUGACGAACUCCAGGUCUUCCUAGAAAUUAACCUUGGUUCUGGGGUACACUUUGUGGGGGGAAGGAAACAUUUUUUUUCAGCUCCUUCUUCCCCUGCAAAUUCAAAGUUGUUUUCGUUUUUUAAUCUUCUCUUUGGAUCACCUCCUUUCUCUCAGUGGCUCCUCAGAAAAGGUUAUUCAAGUCCACAAAACAGUUAAAUGACUCAAAACCCAGAUCUGUAUCCUCCUUUAAGUUGCUGUCCUUCAACUAGCCACUCCCACCCCAGCCAAACAGGGGACACCAGGAAAAAUUGGGGGUAAGGGCCGCCUAAGAGAAUGUGAGCUGAAAGAAAUAACAGGGAGGCUCAGUAGGUGUUGGCUGAGGUAGCAGGCUAGUCCUUUUCAUUUUGGGUUUGCUGGAUAACAUGUGAUGCUAAGAAGCCGGAGGAAAGGUGACCUAGUGUGGCCUCACCCCGUGCUUUGUACCCAAUGGCAGCUCCUCCGGAUGGGGAGGGAGGGGGAGGCGGAGGGAGGGAGGGUUGACACUUUCCUUUCACUUUCUCAGGCCACCAAACCUGACACCUGGGGACAGAACUACAGUUCCCACCACGCCUCGAGACAGGAGGAAGAAGGGGCACGGAGGACCAAAAGGAAAACCAGGAGAAAGAGCAAACGUUACCUACUGGCAGAGGUGGCAAGAGCCAUGCAAUUCUCCAGCUCAGCCAGGGCAGCAGAUGAGAACUUUGACUAUUUGUUCAAGAUUAUCCUCAUCGGGGAUUCCAACGUGGGGAAGACGUGUGUGGUGCGGCAUUUCACGUCCGGGGUCUACACUGAGGCGCAGCAGAACACCAUUGGGGUGGACUUCACUGUGCGUGCCCUGGAGAUCAACGGCAAGAAAGUGAAGAUGCAGGUGUGGGACACUGCAGGCCAGGAGCGCUUCCGGACCAUCACCCAAAGCUACUAUCGCAGUGCCCACGCGGCCAUCAUUGCCUACGACCUCACCCGGCGGUCCACGUUCGAGUCUGUUCCUCACUGGAUUCACGAGAUAGAGAAAUACGGGGCGGCAAACUUGGUCAUCAUGCUGAUUGGGAACAAAUGUGACAUGUGGGAAAAACGGCACGUCCUGUUUGAGGAUGCCUGCACACUGGCUGAGAAAUACGGCCUCCUGGCUGUCUUGGAGACGUCUGCCAAGGAGUCCAAGAACAUCGACGAGGUCUUCGUGCUGAUGGCCAGGGAGUUGAUGGCUCGCCACAGCCUGCCCUUGUACGGGGAGGGCACCCUGGGCAGCCUCCCCCUGGAUUCCAGUCCUGUCCUCACGGCCCCGGGGCCGAGGGAGAAGAGCCAGUGCACUUGUUGAGUAUGUUCCCCGGGCCGGUGGCACCCAGCAGAGGCCACCUCCGAAACCAAGGGCAGCGGACGGCCUCGUGUCUGCUGAGUAGACCUCGGACUCCAGUGCAGACUUGCAGCUGGUCCUACUUCUUCCUGCCUGGUGGGGGGGCACCCUUUUGCCUCAGUUCACACCAGAGGGGGAAACCCUGACUCUGAGGAUAGAGGACACCACUGUUUUUCUUGACUUUUCCUAGGACUCAAGGCCCAGUGGUAGGAGGACAAGAUUUGUUCCUUUUCAUCUUUCCCUUUUCUGUCUCCCCAACCCUUCAGCUGUUUUCUACUGAACUCUGCUUCUCACUUGAAGAAGAGGGUAGUGAAGGAAAGAAGAAAAGAGAAGUAGAAGAAGGAAAGAAGACAGGGGAGAAGAUGUCUGGAACAUUGCAGAGUGGUUGAAAACAGUGUGGGCGUGGGAAGAUGGGGAAAAAGCCUGCAAUGAUGAACCAGAUGCUGUUAACUUUUGCUUCCUGACAUUCACACCUCGGGUCUUAGUUUGGGGGGGCAAAGCUUUUUGACCUAAAGAUGAUAAAUACGGUCUUGCCAAAUGGUCAGGAGCCAUGUGAUGGAGAGAGAAUUAGAUUUCACUUUAUCCGAGUUGGGCGGAUUGGACCACCCUCCUAGGAUGAGGGAGAUGCCUACAAUUUCUUUCCAAAACACCCAAUCAUCUGCUGGAUCAAAAGUCAUUUCUGAAUUGAAAUUAAAUUGGCUCAUAGACAAAUAUCAAACCAGUACUGACCUUGCUGUAUGGCCGGGGCGUGCUGUCUACCCUCCGGAAGCUGUGAGUCAUAACCCUUGUGUCCGCAAAGCUCCCUGACGGUUGCUGCUGAGGGUGUCUUACGAUCCUAGUAAGAACUGCAAGUGUUGGUCCGGCCACAACAUCAGCUCUGAAAGAGGAAAUGUCUGUCUGGGGCGCACCCAGGGUGCAGGUGGGUCCCCCCCAGGCAUUUCUAGCUGUAGCACUGUUAUCUGCAGGCUGAGACCAGCACAAAACAAAUAGCCACUAGCCACGUGUGACUGACUACUUGAAAUUGGCUAAUUUCAAUUUGAUGAGCUCUGAAUGUAAAAUACAUACCAGAAUUUGAAGACUUAUUAUGAAAAAUAAAAUGUAAAGUAUCUUCCUAAUAAUUUUAUAUUGAUUAUAUGUUAAA